CUGAGAUUCUCAGAGGUGCCUUGCCCCACGCCCGCACCCCAGGACCAAGAACAACGGGAGAGGAGUCUCUCGAGGCAGCUGGCGGGGUCAAAGGGGACGGAAGUCUUGGCCCCGCUUGGUUCCCCCGAGAAUCGGGCCUUGUCCUGCCGGGCGGCUGGACCUGGGCAAAGCCUGGGCGUGCUCACGCGCGGCGGCGCCAUGAAGCGCGCGGGGACUCUGCGGCUGCUCUCGGACCUGAGUGCCUUCGGCGGCGCGGCGCGACUCCGGGAGCUGCUGGCCGGGGACCCAGCGGUACGAGUCCGCGGCAGCCCGGACGGCCGCCACCUGCUGCUCCUGCGACCCCCGGGGGCGGUAGCCCCGCAGCUGCUGGUCGCGGCGCGAGGGCCCGGCGCGGAGCUGGAGCGGACCUGGCCGGCCGGCCAGCCCUCCCCGCUGGACGCCUUCUUCCUGCCGUGGCCAGCGCGGCCGGCGCUGGUGCUGGUGUGGGAGAGUGGCCUGGCCGAGGUGUGGGGCGCGGGCGUGGGGCCUGGCUGGCGACUGCUGCAGAGCACCGAGCUGUGUCCGGGCGGGGGAGCCCGCGUGGUGGCAGUGGUGGCGCUCCGAGGCCGCCUGGUGUGGUGCGAAGAGCGCCAAGCCGGGUCCGAGGGCCCGUUAGGGCCGCCAGCAACUGCUUUCAGCCACUGUGUGUGCGUCCGGACCCUGGAGCCCAGCGGCGAAGCUAGCACCAGCCUAGGCCGCACGCACGUCCUACUGCACCACUGCCCCGCUUUCGGGCUGCUGGCCUCCUGCAGACACCUCUUCCUGGUGCCCACUGCCACCACCUGGCAUGGAGUGGCCCACGUUCUACUCAUCUGGAGCCCAGGCAAGGGCAAAGUGAUGGUGGCUGUCCCACGGCUUGGCCUCUCCUACAGUAAGAGUCUGAAUCCUGGACGAGGGGACACAUGGGACUUCCGGACCCUGCUCCGAGGCCUUCCUGGGUUGCUGUCCCCCAGAGAGCCACUGGCUGUACACACCUGGGCCCCAACUCCCCACGGCCUGCUGUUGCUUGACUUUGGGGGCACUGUGAGCCUAGUGCAGUCCCACGGUGGUACCCGGGCAGUGGGCAUCUUGCAGGAGGCACCUGUAGGCCCGCGGGGGUCUGCAACCCUAGGCACAUUUCAGGGCACUCUGGCCUGUGUGCUGGGCUCCACAUUGGAACUGCUGGACAUGGGCAGUGGGCAGCUGCUGGAGAGGAAGGUCCUAAGUACAGACAGGGUACAUCUGCUGGAACCGCCAGCCCCCGGCAUGGAGGAUGAGGAAGAGCUGGAGACCGGAGGGAGUCUUCGUCUGCUUUCAGCCUUGGGUCUGUUUUGUGUGGGCUGGGAAGCCCCACAGGGUGUUGAGCUGCCUUCAGCCAAGGAUCUGGUGUUUGAGGAGGCUUGUGGGUACUACCAGCGGCGGAGCCUGCGGGGUGCCCAGCUCACUCCAGAAGAACUGAGACACAGCAGCACAUUUCGGGCACCUCAGGCUCUGGCCUCCAUCCUCCAGGGCCACCUGCCCCCAUCUACACUGCUGACCAUGUUGAGGACCGAGCUUCGGGAUUACCGAGGCUUAGAGCAGCUGAAGGCCCAGCUGGUGGCUGGCGAUGAUGAGGAGGCUGGUUGGACUGAGCUGGCGGAGCAGGAAGUGGCACGCCUGCUGAGGACCGAGUUGAUAGGAGACCAGCUGGCCCAGCUCAACACCGUUUUCCAGGCCCUUCCUACAGCAGCCUGGGGUGCCACCCUCAGGGCCCUGCAGCUCCAGCCAGAUGGGAAUGGCAAGCUGAGGUCCCAAGCACCCCCUGAUGUGUGGAAGAAAGUGUUAGGGGGGAUAACCACUGUAAAGGAACCCCCCAAUGGAAUACUGCCCCCCUUUGAACUCCUCUGCCAAUGUCUGUGCCAGCUGGAGCCUCGAUGGCUACCACCUUUUGUGGAGCUGGCUCAGCAGCAGGGUGGGCCGGGCUGGGGGGCAGGGGGCCCAGGACUGCCCCUGUAUCGCCGAGCCCUGGCAGUGCUAGGUGAGGAGGGGACCAGGCCUGAGGCUCUGGAGCUAGAGCUGCUCUUGAGCAGUGGGCGGCCCAAAGCUGUGCUCCAAGCUGUCAGGCAGCUGGUGCAAAAGGAGCAAUGGGAUCGGGCUCUGGAUGCAGGCCUGGCCCUCGGCCCCUCCAGUCCCUUGGUUCGAAGUGAAAUCUUCAAACUGCUGCUGGCUGAGUUUGCCCAGCACCGCCGGCUUGAUGCUCACCUCCCCCUCCUUUGCCGCCUGUGUCCACCAGAACUGGCUCCAGCUGAGCUCCUGCUUCUACUGAGGACAUACCUCCCAGAUGAGGUGGGGCCGCCUACCCCAUUUCCUGAGCCUGGAGCAGAGCCCCCUCUCACUGUGGGCUUACUCAAAGCCCUGCUGGAGCAAACUGGGGCUCAAGGAUGGCCCUCGGGCCCAGUUCUAAGCCCAUAUGAGGACAUCCUAUGGGACCCUAGCACUCCACCCCCGACUCCACCUCGGGACCUAUGACUGCCUUUCAGGCAUCAGAACACUCACGACCUGGAGGCUUGCUUGGACAGGUCCUCUGUGUCACUGACACAGGAAAUCAUUUCUGGGACACAGUGAUCAGGGAAGGGUGCCUGGGACUUGGAGGGGCCCAUGGUGGACCUGUGUAUGCAAUAUUCUUCAGCCAUCUGGAGCUAUUUUUAAGAUAUGUGUGUGUGUUAAAUAUAUACAUAGUUUAAAAUAUA
Molecule: messenger RNA, 2747 nt
Organism: Rhinopithecus roxellana (golden snub-nosed monkey)
Lineage: Eukaryota; Metazoa; Chordata; Mammalia; Primates; Cercopithecidae
Gene: HPS6
Product: HPS6 biogenesis of lysosomal organelles complex 2 subunit 3
Exons: 2
Coding region: 199-2526 (775 amino acids)
Biological process (GO): lysosome localization; melanocyte differentiation; protein localization to membrane
Cellular component (GO): lysosomal membrane; BLOC-2 complex
Source: RefSeq, a predicted model, not a curated record